This is a messenger RNA of Camellia sinensis, 933 nucleotides long. Its product is annotated as pollen Ole e I family allergen protein. NCBI's taxonomy places the organism in Eukaryota, Viridiplantae, Streptophyta, Magnoliopsida, Ericales, Theaceae. The record is from RefSeq and is a predicted model, not a curated record.
AGAGUCGUGCCUUUGUUGAGCACAACUCUCGAAGAGGCAUCUCUGUCUUUUGUUUAAAAAAACCAAACCAAACCCAACCCAACCCAACCCAACCCAUCUCUCUGUCUCUCAUGUAAAAAGGAAGGAGAGCUGAAAUUAGAUCUCCCACACUCACACACACAUCUCAGAUCCCACUCUGCUGUAGUGACGAAUGAAAGGCUAGUUUUUGGAACUACAUACAAUAAAUGCUUCAAGAUGGGGAGCUCUUCUUCUUCUUCUUCUUCUUCUUCCCUACCACUGAGUCCACUCCUUAUUCUUCUUCCGUUCCUUGUUUGCUUCUCAGCUGCAACAGAAGCAUCUUCUAGGCCUGGGUUUCUCUACACCAGAAACAGAGGAAGGUGUACCCCCCAGUUUUGGAGCAGCAGGAGAGAAGCAUGGCCUAGGAUGGUGCCAGAGGGAUCGACGGUGUCGAAGGUGUUUGGGUCGAGAGCGUUCGAGCGGUACAGAUACGAUCUCACUCUGUUGGAGGCCACGACGAGAAACGACGACGUUGAGAACGUGUUCGCGAGUCUUGUGAAGGAAUCGAGUGCUGCUCUGCUCAACUCGUAUGCCAGAAAGGGCUUUCCUUACUCGGCAUGGGAGGUCAAGACUCUGCUCAUUCAAGCUUUGGUCUCUGAAAAAGCUGCUGCUAUUCAAUCCCAGCGUUUCUCUUUGGCCAAUCAGGCUUGUGAUUAGCCAUGAAAAUGUUGUACUUGGCCUUUUUUUUGUGUGUUUGCUGGCCUAGAAAAUGACAUAUCACAACUUUGUUAUAGGGGUUUUCUAGUGUUGGUGAUUUUGGUAUGUUGGUUUGGUAACUAUGGAUGUUCUAAUUGUGAUGCUAUCAAGUUCAAGAUUAACCGAAUCAUGUUUUACACUAUGAAUCAUUAAUUUGAAGGUUGAACAAGUUAGAGUUCA